AGUAGCAUCUGAAUGGGUCAGUCAAUAAGUUGAAAAUUGAAUUAUAGAUUCUUCUGCUUUGGUCUACAUCGCCGGGUUCUCACCGAACCACCCAUAAUCGCAGCCACAUCACCACCACCAAUAAUCGCAGCCAUCAUCACCACCACCGCCGCCGCCGCCACCAUGUUCCGGAGGAAUUGGAAUUGUGCUACCUUGUAUUCCAGACUCGUCAAUUUUUCUUCAUCAUCUUCUUCGUCUCUUCACAACUUUACUCAUCUCCGUUCCUCUUUCUCUUCUUCAUCGUCUCCCAAUCUCCAUCUCACACCUUCUGUUGCCGCCUCUAAAUCAACCGAUCUUCUCUCCCUCGUUCGCCACUAUGGAAACUGCUACUCCGAACUCUCCAAAGCCCGUCUCAGCUUGCUCGUGGUUGCAACUUCUGGGACUGGAUUUGUGUUGGGGAGUGGUGGUGCUGUUGAUCUUUCCGUACUUUCUUAUACUUGCUUGGGUACCAUGAUGGUUGCUGCAUCUGCUAGCACUUUAAAUCAGGUGUUUGAGGUAAAAAAUGAUGCCAUAAUGAAGAGAACGAAUCGGAGGCCAUUACCCUCGGGACGCAUUACAAUACCUCAUGCAGUUGGCUGGGCAUCGUCUGUUGGUUUGGCUGGCACUGCCUUACUAGCGACACAGACUAAUAUGUUAGCUGCCGGGCUUGCUGCCUCCAACCUGAUUCUGUAUUCAUUUGUAUAUACACCAUUGAAGCAGAUUCAUCCCGUAAAUACAUGGGUGGGUGCUGUAGUUGGUGCUAUUCCACCACUUUUGGGAUGGGCUGCAGCUUCUGGUGAUAUUUCUCUGAAUAGUUUGAUUCUUCCGGCUGCUUUGUAUUUUUGGCAGAUACCACAUUUUAUGGCACUUGCGUAUUUGUGCCGUGAUGACUAUGCUGCGGGAGGGUUUAAGAUGUACUCUCUUGCUGAUACGUCUGGGCGCAAAACCGCGGUGGUGGCUUUGAGGAACUCCAUAUAUCUAAUCCCUUUGGGAUUCUUGGCAUAUGAUUGGGGUGUGACUUCUGGAUGGUUUUGCCUCGAGUCCACUGCACUUACACUUGCAAUAAGUGCCGCAGCAUUUUCAUUUUACAGAGACCGGACUAAGGAAAGAGCUAGGAGAAUGUUUCAUGCCAGUCUUCUUUACCUCCCCAUUUUUAUGGCUGGACUAUUGAUUCACCGUCGCACAGAUGACCAACAAUUCUCAGAAGUCAAUGCAGACGGUUUUGUGAAAUCUUCAUCUUCCGUGGAAUCUUCAUCUUCCGUGGAAUCUUCAGAUACGCAUGAUAAAAAUGGUAAUCAGAAGAUCAAGGGCCGGCAAGGGAACCGAGCACGUUCACCUGUAGCAUAUGCUUCCUGUGCACCUUUUCCGUUUUUGCCUUUGCCUGACGAGAUUUUUGACUGAUUUGAAUUAUUCAUUGUAAUUAUUUUUUCAAUGGCCUUUAGAGCCAUUAAGAGUUUUGCAUUGAAAAUGGAAAAAGUUAUAUAAUGUAAUGAAAUAAAGCAUAGUUACUCUUGAUUUUGCAUAAAUUUGCAAAUAAUUAUUUUUCUUA
This is a messenger RNA of Lathyrus oleraceus (garden pea), 1567 nucleotides long. RefSeq names its product protoheme IX farnesyltransferase, mitochondrial. Bases 163 to 1419 code for a protein of 418 amino acids. The transcript has 7 exons. NCBI's taxonomy places the organism in Eukaryota, Viridiplantae, Streptophyta, Magnoliopsida, Fabales, Fabaceae. The record is from RefSeq and is a predicted model, not a curated record. Gene Ontology annotation, molecular function: protoheme IX farnesyltransferase activity. Gene Ontology annotation, biological process: heme A biosynthetic process. Gene Ontology annotation, cellular component: membrane; mitochondrion.